AUGAACGCUUUCUUCGCACUCGACGAACUCGACUUCGACUCCGAGCCCCAGUUGAUGGGAUUCUCGUUCCCGACCGUAUUCGAGAACGACGCGACUGAAGAUUGUCUGAACGCAGGGUUCCCGACCCAGAGUCUGCUGUUCUCUGUCGAGCCCACAUUCGCGGGAGAGCCUUCGGAGCUCGAUACGACUGAGCUCGACUUCAGCAUGGAGUGCGAUAUCUCUAAUGAUGUAUUCGAGGCGGGACCUCUAGAUGGCGAACUAGAGAUAGUCAACUGUUUCCAUCGUGUAUAUCCGCAAGCUGAGGAUUACGACGACUUCGACGCGGACGACAGCGACGACGCGUCCAUGACCUCAUCUGGUCGCUCGACGCCCCUCUCUUCCUUCCCUUCCACCCCAAACAAUGUUGCAAUGAACAUCUCGGAGGCAGAUAUCGAUGAGUUGCAGCUCAAGUCAAGCUACCGCAAGGAAAUGGAUAUCAUCUCCCCCGAGGGAGGUUUGUUCGAUAAACACUUGCGUUUCCACCAAUUUGGCAACAACCUUGAAACGUCUCUGGUCGUACCAUUUGGUGCGUACUAA
Pleurotus ostreatus (oyster mushroom) is the source of this 576-nucleotide messenger RNA. RefSeq lists its product as uncharacterized. The record is from RefSeq and is a predicted model, not a curated record. Bases 1 to 576 code for a protein of 191 amino acids. Lineage: Eukaryota; Fungi; Basidiomycota; Agaricomycetes; Agaricales; Pleurotaceae. The transcript is spliced from 3 exons.